GAAAACUACAGAUGUUGUUAUGGUUUUAGAUAUCGUUUUCGUUGUUAUCUGUGGCAUAUGUGUGGUUUUGGAUUGAGUUUUCUGAUCCGACUUUCUGGGUGAAUGAUGGAGUGGGAUGAUGCGACGAAGGGGAAUUUCUUAAUUUGAAGUUGGAGUGAAUUGAAGGCAAUAAAGCAACUCUUUUUUUCUGGAUCCGCUCGAGAAAGUUGCGAGAUUUCCGUUUGGAGGGAAAGAAAAUUCUUGUUUACUCAAGCUUUUUGGGAGGGACUUGGAUUCCCUUUUUUAAUGACUCUGUUUGGCUAAGCUUUUGGGGUUUUUUUUCUUCAACUGCAUCUCGACGUUUUCAGAGUAGUUUUCCCAUCAGAGAUGGAAGUUAAGGUAGCUACGACCUGUUUGCAGUGGUCACAGCCAAUUGUUUCCCACUCGCCUUCUUCUUCUCAAACUCUAGCUUCCGCUAUCUCAUCUCCCCCUUCCAAACGUCGGAACCGCUGCGACGGAGGAGCGCUCGUGUGUCGAUACGUGCACAGACUGGACCGAUCAGCUUUCUUCGGAAUCCCAUCCACUAACCUCUGCAGGUCCCGAUCCUUCGAGUCUCCAAAACCGAGAGCUCACAAAAUAAAAAGAGCUUGCAGUGCAGGUCUAGAUUCAUUAUCCGAUGAAGAAUUCUCGAAGAGAAUUGAAGAAUUGGCUCUUAGAUUUCAAGUCUCCGACGAAGAUGAAAGUACAACGAACGACGCCAUGGAUGCAGAGUCUGAAAUGGUAUCUGAUUCUAUAAGUAUGGACGCCUGUAAUAGUGGAGAUUGUUUCAACAGUUCCAUCGAAAUUUCAUCCAAGAUCAACUUCGUAAAGCAAAGACUAUUUCCGUCCUCUAAGCUCGAACCCGUAGAGCCUCCGUGGCCAGAAAUCCGGUUAGACCCACCGGACUGGCCUGGAAGAGAUGAGGUUGUGUCGGCGAAUAUUGAACGAAAGGCGAACAGUGUUGAUCUUCCGUUUUCGCUUCGAAUCAUUAAAAGAAAGAAGCAAUGGAAAGAGGGAUUCAGAGAAGCAGGGGAAUCCGCAUACUGUUCCGUGAAAAAGGCCUUCUCUUCAAUGGUGUUCAUCAUUCGAGAGCUUCACAGUUUCACGUUACAGAUGAGAGAAGUUCCCCUCUACCAAGAUUUACAGGGCAUUCUGGAUCGUGUCCAACAAGAAAUGCACGCUUCUUUUGUGUGGUUAUUUCAACAAGUGUUCUCCCACACGCCCACUCUCAUGGUUUAUGUCAUGAUCCUCCUAGCCAACUUCACCGUCUACUCAAUAGCCAACAACACCGCAAUCGCCGCUUCUCCCCCACCAGGUCCUCAUGCUGCUACCAUCGAGUCGGUUUUAGUAUCCGAUUCUCAGCAAGACAAGCAACAAAAGUUCGAUUCCUCCAUAAUCAAGAAGUUCUCGGUAUCUUCGUCAAACGGUAAAACAACUUCAAUCGGAAACAAUGGCGGCGGCGGCGGCAAGGUCCGACCCACCGCCAGUGGAACCGACGGAGACGGCCGUUUCGACAGGUCGGAGUUCCACCAAACAAUCCUUCCCGAUGGGGUCUCUCAAAUCUCCAUUGGAACUACGAGAGAAUCCGAAUCAGUAACAGGCGAGGUAGCCAGAGAAGAAGAAGUAGCUCACUGGAACUCAAUCGUCGACGAAGCUUCGAAAAUGCAAGCUGCAUUGCGAGACGAGUCUCUAGACCACGAAACCAUGCAGAGAUUCGUUUCGCCGGUGGAGGCGAAGAUCGAAGCUGACGACUACGCCGACCACUUCAGAACAGAGCUGCUAUACCAAAUGGGCCUUGCCCGUGAGCCGAACAAUCCUCUUCUCCUCGCCAACUACGCCCAGUUCCUCUAUCUCGUUGCGCACGACUAUGACAGAGCGGAGGAGUACUUCAAGCGAGCGAUAGCGGUGGAGCCGCCGGAUGCGGAGGCGUACAACAAAUAUGCGAGCUUUCUGUGGGUGGCGAAGAAGGACCUUUGGGCGGCGGAGGAGACGUAUCUGGAGGCGAUCGCCGCCGAUCCAAGUAACUCCUACUAUGCAGCCAAUUACGCGCAUUUUCUCUGGAGCACAGGAGGAGAUGACACGUGUUUCCCCCUGAGCCCCUCUGACGACACCCAGGACGCAUAAACCCCCCAAAAAAAUCGAAUUAGAAUUAAAAAUGACACACCGCCUCUACCCUCGCCUGUUUGUUGAUUUUUAUUAUGAAAUAAGAAGAAAGAAAAAAGAAAAAAGGAGACUUCGUUUUUUAUUUUUCCACUGGCUUCUUUGAGAUGUGAGAAUGUGGGAAAUGCGGGGGCCGGUGUUGGGGCGCGCGCGAGGACGCACAUGGUCGAUAGGAGAUCCGAUUCCUGAGCCGGAGAUAUUCGGGAUCUGUUUGGCUACUUUAUUCUUGGUGAGCGGCUUACUAGAGAUCUACUAAUAGGCCAAUCGAGAGCUGUUGCUUUGGGUGUUGGGUAUUGCAUUUUGCAUAGAUUGAUAUGCUGCUGCCCACAUGCCAAACUGUGAUUACAUUUUUGGUUUUGAAUUUAAUUUUUUUUGUGGAAUAUUUGUCAUUUUAAAAUCAUAGAAAAAAAUGUUGAGAAAGAGCGGUCUCAAUAAUCCAAUCAAGUGUGGGUAAUAUUUGUUGAAAA
Vitis riparia (riverbank grape) is the source of this 2645-nucleotide messenger RNA. RefSeq lists its product as uncharacterized. The transcript is spliced from 3 exons. The coding region runs from base 367 to 2142 and encodes 591 amino acids. Lineage: Eukaryota; Viridiplantae; Streptophyta; Magnoliopsida; Vitales; Vitaceae. The record is from RefSeq and is a predicted model, not a curated record. Gene Ontology annotation, molecular function: protein binding.